This is a messenger RNA of Nymphalis io (European peacock), 2032 nucleotides long. RefSeq names its product facilitated trehalose transporter Tret1-like (gene st4). NCBI's taxonomy places the organism in Eukaryota, Metazoa, Arthropoda, Insecta, Lepidoptera, Nymphalidae. Bases 196 to 1779 code for a protein of 527 amino acids. The transcript is spliced from 7 exons. Gene Ontology annotation, biological process: carbohydrate transport; transmembrane transport. The record is from RefSeq and is a predicted model, not a curated record. Gene Ontology annotation, molecular function: sugar transmembrane transporter activity. Gene Ontology annotation, cellular component: membrane.
AAAAAGCAUUUUCUAUAGAGCGUAUUCAACUGAGAUAAGCAUGACAGUUUGUACCGUAUGUGUGUGUGAUUGUUGCGUAACGUUCUCAGGUCAACUACUCGCGUGUAAACAAAAUUACGUGUCAACUAUUUCUCCUUCGUAAUGACAAUUAUUUAAGUAUGUUGUUUGUUCUGAAGUGAAACUUCGUUGGCUGCGAUGCGAGUGAAGUUUAAAGUGGACGAACAAAAUGGAUCGGUCGAUCCUGAAGCGGGCGGGUCACAUUCAGAUAUGCUAGACAACAAAAACGGCCACUCGAAGAUCUUGAAGCGGUUGGAGACAGUUCCAGAUAUCAAGAGAGACACGUCAGGAAUUACUACACAAUACAUUGCGACCGGCAUAGUCAACCUCGGAGCGUUUGCUGCUGGUGUCUGCGUCGCUUGGUCGUCAUCCGCACUGCCACUGUUUACAUCUGGACAAGUUGAGCUGCCGUCGAGAUCCGAGGGCUUUUCAACCAAUGGCACACAUCCAAAACUCGUGCUUACAGAAUCUGAAGCAUCUUGGGUGGCGUCCCUGCUAUGUCUUGGUGCGCUGUGGGGUGCUGUACCUGCAGGGCUCAUCUCUGAACAUUUCGGCAGGAAGAAGACAUUGCUUUACCUCGCUCUUCCUUUAGUUGUGUCUUGGAUCUUAGUCGCUUCUAGUCCUAAUGUCUACGGUCUUUACGUCGGUCGGUUUGUUGGUGGGAUGGCAGUGGGAGCAUUCAGUGUUGGGAUCCCUCCGUACGUCGAAGAUAUCGCUGAGAAGCAUAUUCUGCCAGCACUAGUAAAUUUCUACCACGUCCACUUCUCCUGUGGUGUUCUUUUUGGAUAUAUUAUCGGUAUGGUUCAAAGCACGUCUUGGCUAUCAGUGCUAUGUGCAAGUAUACCAGUUGCCUUUUUCAUAGCGUUUAUAUUUCUGCCUGAAUCGCCUGCCUAUCUCAUGUCACAAGGAAAACAGAGCGAAGCAAAAGCAGCUUUUAAAUAUUUUCGAGGAAUAGACAAUGAUGUUGAUGCAGAAAUAAAAGUUUUGAAAGAACAAAUACGAAGUUACGCCAAGAACAGAAUAACAUUUAAAGAGCUUUUCAGCUCACGAGCAACAGUUAAAGCUCUGUUCGUAUCUUUUGGAUUAAUGAUUUUUCAACAGAUGAGCGGAAUAUAUCCAGUUCUUUUCUAUGCAGAGAACAUUUUUAAGACGUUUGCUAUUUCUUUGAAUCCACCUGGAGCUGCUAUCAUUAUGGGUUUCUGUUUGGUGUCUUCUACAUACUUUUCAACUUUGUUCUUGAAAAAAGUGAGAAGACGUGUUUUACUUUUAAUAUCCUUUGCAGCAAUGGCCGUUAGUCUGGGAAGCUUGGCAAUUUAUUAUCACCUGAAAGCAUCGAAUUUAUCUGAAAACAAUACUUGGGUACCGCUUUUUACACUUUGCAUAUUUGUAUCCGUGUACGCUGCUGGUGUAGGACCUAUACCUUGGCUGAUGCUAAGAGAAAUAUUUCCACCAAACGUAAGAAGACGUGCAACAGCAAUAACUGCUGGAUUUCAUUGGUUUUUGGCUUUUGGUGUGACGAAACUAUAUCAGAAUUUAGUGGAUAUGGUUAGGCCAGGAUGGACGCUAUGUCACUUUGCUGUGACAUGCGUCAUAGGAAUUAUGUUUGUCUAUUUCUUCGUCCCUGAAACAAAGGGUAGAACAUUGGAAGAGAUACAAAACGAAUUUAAUGGAAUACAUAAGAGAAGAAAACAUACACAUGUUAUUGAAGUAGAAACAGCUUAAGGGCCUUACAUUUAGUUAAUAACUAUUUGACUAUACUUUAUUUAUUUAAAUAUAGUAUCAGUAUUUAAAUCAAAAUGGUGUAAAUUUAUCGUAUCGUAAUUUACAUGUAGUGUUUUUUUUUCUCGGUUGCAUUUCAUUUUUAAACUGAUCAACAUAUUUUCUUCUUAUUAAUUUAGGGGUUGCAGUGAUUUUAAAUAGAAAUGUGCUUGUAUUUAUUUAUAAUAUUAAUUUUAAUUAAAAUAAUUUAAUAUUU